Molecule: messenger RNA, 3261 nt
Organism: Calypte anna (Anna's hummingbird)
Lineage: Eukaryota; Metazoa; Chordata; Aves; Apodiformes; Trochilidae
Gene: RRM2B
Product: ribonucleotide reductase regulatory TP53 inducible subunit M2B
Exons: 9
Coding region: 66-1121 (351 amino acids)
Biological process (GO): deoxyribonucleotide biosynthetic process
Cellular component (GO): cytosol
Molecular function (GO): ribonucleoside-diphosphate reductase activity, thioredoxin disulfide as acceptor
Source: RefSeq, a predicted model, not a curated record
GCUGCUGCCGUGCCCGUUCUGCGUUCAGCUGCCUCCGCCUUCCCGCGGCCCAGUAGCCGCCGGUCAUGGGCGAGCGUCGGGCGGGAGCGGUCGUGCAGGAGGCUGGGACCGGGAGCUCUGCUCUGAGUGCUGCUGAAAAUGGCUUGGAUCCUGACGAGGAACCUCUUCUCAGAAAAAAUCCCCGCCGGUUUGUCAUCUUCCCCAUCCAGUACCCAGACAUAUGGAAAAUGUAUAAACAAGCUCAGGCCUCCUUUUGGACAGCUGAAGAGGUUGAUUUGUCAAAGGACCUUCCUCAUUGGAACAAGCUGAAAGCAGAUGAAAAAUACUUUAUCUCUCACGUUCUGGCAUUUUUUGCAGCCAGUGAUGGAAUAGUAAAUGAAAACUUGGUGGCACGUUUUAGUCAGGAGGUGCAGAUCCCAGAAGCUCGUUGUUUCUAUGGCUUCCAGAUUCUCAUUGAGAAUGUUCACUCAGAGAUGUACAGCUUGCUCAUAGACACCUACAUCAAAGAUCCUCAGCAAAGGGAUUUCUUAUUUAAUGCUAUUGAAACAAUGCCUUGUGUGAAGAAGAAAGCUGACUGGGCUCUGAAAUGGGUUGAAGACAGAGAAUCCACUUUUGGUGAGAGAGUGGUUGCCUUUGCUGCUGUUGAAGGCAUCUUCUUCUCGGGUUCCUUUGCUGCUAUAUUUUGGUUGAAGAAGAGAGGCCUGAUGCCUGGACUGACUUUCUCCAAUGAACUUAUUAGCAGAGAUGAGGGUCUACACUGUGAUUUUGCGUGUUUAAUGUUCCAUUAUUUAGUGAACAGACCAUCAGAAGAGCGUGUCUGUGAGAUCAUCACUAAUGCUGUUGAAAUUGAGAAGGAGUUUCUGACAGAGGCGUUACCUGUAGGUCUGAUUGGAAUGAAUUGCACUUUGAUGAAACAAUAUAUUGAAUUUGUUGCAGACCGAUUACUAAUGGAGCUUGGGUUCUCAAAGGUCUUUCAUGCAGAAAAUCCUUUUGAUUUCAUGGAGAAUAUUUCUCUGGAAGGAAAAACAAAUUUCUUUGAGAAGCGAGUUUCAGAAUAUCAGCGUUUUGCUGUUAUGGCAGAAACCAUGGACAAUGUCUUCACUCUGGAUGCAGAUUUUUGAUAACUUGGCAAACAAAUAGUGACUGUCUCCCUCUCCCCAUGUCACCUUCUGCUAUGAAGCUGUCUUCUUUUUGUCUCCUGGAAUUGGAAACUACUGCUAUUUUUUUUCAUGUUUUUUCAUGUUUUUUGUCCAAUGAGUAAAUAUAUUUGUCUCUGGGGGGUCCUUUAUAAAAAAAUUUAUAUGGCUUUUUUAGAAGGAUGGCCUUUUAAAGAUUCCCUUGACUCAUCUGCUGUGAUUGUUGAUUUUAAAAAUUACCUGGAUGCUACUUUUUAAGACGUUGGUGGUGUUCUAAGAAAGCAAACUGCCUUUACCUCAUGCUACAGUAUUUUAAUCUGAAAACUAGAUGAGGUAUCACUCCAUGUAUAUAAAUGUUGCUAUACAUUAUUUUAAUUUCUAUUUUUAUGUUUAUAGAAUUGGUCUAGGGUAAAAGCUCUUCCCUUCUGUCCUGCUGCAGAUAGAGUAAUAAGUGAAUGUGGGAAGACACUAAUAAGGUAUGUAAUAUAAAAUCUUAUUAAGCCUAGGGAUACAGUCUCCCCAUUAGGGUGGGUACUGUCCUAAAAUGCUUUUACUCUGUUUGCAAACCUGAUGCCUGUUGGUAGAAGUUUAAAUAAGAUACAUACAGUUUCUGUCUUAUAGCUCUUAUUGAGCAGGUCAGUGGACUUUGAAUGGUCUUAAAAAAAGCAAACCUGUUUAUAGUGGAUAAAACCCACAUCCUUUAGUUCUUUGACUUGUGCUGCCUCUUUCCCCAUUUCUCAGAACACGUGCCUUACUAAGCAGAGACUGUAGUUGUGCUGAGUUGCAAUUGGCAUCUGACACUGGGUGUUGGCAUCCAGCUCUGGGUGUUGUCUGUCUCCCUCUGUUGUGCUGGUUGAUAAGAUAUUCUGCCCUUCUUGGUUCCACUUGUGAAUUUAGGGGGUGAUAAAGCAAAGCAUUACAAGGGGUUAUCCCUUGAGGUGCUGCAAAAACACUACUGGAGCUAUAAGGAAGCACCAGUAACAUAUGAAGGUACUUCCAGUUGUGUGUUUACUGCGAACCAUUCAAACUUGUCACAGAAGAGCUUCUGGAGGAAGAUGCUAAACCUUUGAAAAACAAAUCUUGAAGCAGUAUGGAUCAGCAGUAUGGAUCAGCAGUAUGGAUCAGCUGUAUCUUUGCUUUUUCAUGCAUUUCAGCGUGUGCCUGAAUUCUUGAUUUCUUCAUUUCAAAUGCAGAGAAUGAAGCAGUUGAAUGGCCAAUGUACUGCAGUGGUACUUGGGAUGGAAGGGAUACUCUUCAGUUGUAGGUGCAUUAUUUACUAAUAGAUACGCUCAUUUUUUUCAAAGGUGAAGUGGCUGUACAUGAACCAGACAGAGGGUUCCACUUUAUUAUACCCAAGCAUUUUUUUUCAUAAUAUUCAGCAAUUUGUGUAAGAGCUUUUGUAAGUCUGUCUUAUGUUGCAGGCGUCUUAUGCUGCUUUUGAUUGUGCCUGGCAUGAGAUGACCUGACAGCUCAGGACUUUUGUUGAGGGGGUGCUGGUUUCCCUGCCAGCCCAGAUCAGUCAUAGCCCUGGAUACCCAAGUUCUAUGAAGCAAGUCCACUGCCAUAGUGUAGUUCCUGCUGAAUAAUCCUCCCUGUAGUAAAAAUGAACAGCAAAAAUGAUUCUUUUUGUUUGAUCUCAGUAAAAGAUCAUGAGUAAAUAAUGAGCAUGGAAACAGGACAGCUUUUUUUUCCUAUAGAAGAGUCUGCAUCAUGUGACACAAAGUAUUUGGGGGGGGGGCAGAAUGGGACUUGGCGAAUGCAGAGAAAAGGAACUGUUGUUCCUCUCUAAUACCCUGAGACUGCAAGAGAACUAUGCACUCAGAGAGAAAAUCCAGCACCUUUUGGUACUCCUGUGUUGAUGGGAGAGAAAGAGGAAAUGUUGCAAAUGGAUCUGUUGUUGGACAAAUGGAACUUAUUUUUAUGUCACUAAAAGUACAAGAAAGCAUUUGCUUUGAGUGUUGUGAAUUAAGAUGAGAGUAUGCAGAAUAUUCAGAUAUGAAACUGUUAUGUCCUCAGGUUCUGUAAAUGCAUCUGAGAUACCAAAGUCUGGCACAACAGCUCCUACUCCAUUUGAGUGUAAUAUGUGUAUAUAGUUUCAAUAAAAGUUAAAAGUGGGAGGAGCAUG